AUGGCACGCAAUGCGUCGCUUUUUUUGGGCAAGGAUCAUGAGCGAUGGGCACACCAUGACGUAGACCGUAUGGUUGGCCCUGUUUGGAAAGGCGUGAUGAGCGCCGUGACUGCGACGUCAGAUCAGUGGAAUAAUGCGCCGACACUCGUGCCUAUGCACGCGAGCGCACUGGGCAUCAUUGCCGAGCGUACACAGGAGAUGGUACCUGUAAAUGCACACGCAUUGGAAGGGGCUGUGUGGCUGGGCGGGUGUGCAGGGGAUACGGCGCAAGCGGAUGCGGCCGAUACGGCAGCCAGCGACAGCGCAGACGGAGAGACACUGACGCAUGCCAUGGCGCAUGCGCAGCUUGCAGGCGCGUGCCACCCCUCCCUCAACAAUAGCACACCUAUUCCCGAAACGCCGACAGAUCGGGGUGCGGCAAAGAUGCCCUCGUUGUGGCGCCAGCUCCCGUCGGUGGCUUCGCGACGAAUUCGAAGAUCGCACCUCCUGCGCAGCGCAACGAGACGUGAGCGCUCGCUCUCCCGUCCCUCGUCGCCCGAGGUUGGAAUGCAGCGCGAUGUGGUGCCCUCGAUCCCGUUGUACGGCGACAAGCCUAUUCUGAAACUCGAGCCUCGGCGCGCUGUAGAGUAUGUGGAAGGCACACUCUACGACAAGUCGGGCCCUUUUAUGGAAGGCGCAACGACGGAUAGCCUAAGUGUGCGCCUCUUUUGCGCGCCGGAAUCCGGUGUUUCCUACCUAAUCACUACCCCUGACAAUCGUGUAUUCAGCGCGGCCAAGCGGCGGCGGUGGGCGAUGGACAAUGAAGGCCAUUUUUUCGCCGCGAUGGAGCUCAAAAGCGUCGAGGCCAAGCUGACUUCCGUGUCAUCUGCCAACGAUCCUGUAUUUGCCGAGGAGUACGAGGAAGAUUUACGCAACCACUUUUUAGACGACGCCCUCGACGAGCUGCAAAAAGCAGAAACCCUCACACAUCCCCGCCCUUUGCUCGCGCCGCAUAUUUUGCAGACCGAGGACGAAAAGAUAGUGCGCCUGGAAGAAGACUACCCCGAAGAAGCGUUUUUCGCCAUUGCGGGGUGCACAGACGAGGAGCUCUACCCCGUGAUUGCGCUCGUGUUUGUCGAGGCCAUCACCACUCUCUGGUGGCUCCACUCCCACGGCUGGAUGCACGGGGAUAUCAAGCUGGAAAACCUCAUGUUUACGCGGGACAAGGACCUCGUGCUCAUUGAUUUCGAGAAUGCCAGUCCUUUCCGCGGCUCGCGCUCGCACGACGGCAAGAUUCAGCUGCUCAGUUUCGACUGGACGCCGCCAGAGUUGGAAGUGAGUUUGCUGGGGCGGCGCAUGGGCCCUUCGGGCGAUCUCUGGGCGCUGGGCUGCAACUUGAUCCGCGCUUUUGCGCUGCGCGACGGCGUCGAGGACAGCAUCGUCCGCGAGUCAUUGCUGGGCGCAGGCCGCGCGGCAUUCUUUGCGUUCCGCAAGUCACUCUUACCUCCAAGCGGCCCCAACGACGAGCCGGGUUACGGUGUGGAUUUGCUGCCGAUUGUUGACGCGCCCGAGGCAAAGUUGGAUACGGUGCCGCGGUACCAAGUCCAUCCCGCGCGUCUCCUGCGCCGAUUCGCGCGUACUGCGCCGUGCUUGCUGCAGUACCUGCUUGCGUACAGCGUCGCGCCGACGCCAGCGGAGCGCUGCGAAUACAAAGGCAUGCAGCUGGCAAAGUCCAUGCGCGACGAUUCUGCGAAUGCCGACCUGUGGCGCUUAGCGAAACGCGCGCUGAGUGUGUCUAUUGAUAUGAGUGGCAGUGCAUGGGUGCGGCCGAAACUUGACGAGGCACGCACAAUCAUGGAACUUGAACACACCAGUACAUAG
This is a messenger RNA of Malassezia vespertilionis, 1860 nucleotides long. RefSeq lists its product as uncharacterized. Gene Ontology annotation, molecular function: protein kinase activity; ATP binding. NCBI's taxonomy places the organism in Eukaryota, Fungi, Basidiomycota, Malasseziomycetes, Malasseziales, Malasseziaceae. The coding region runs from base 1 to 1860 and encodes 619 amino acids. The record is from RefSeq and is a predicted model, not a curated record. Gene Ontology annotation, biological process: protein phosphorylation. The transcript has a single exon.